This is a messenger RNA of Populus trichocarpa (black cottonwood), 1013 nucleotides long. Its product is annotated as 21 kDa protein. Bases 76 to 669 code for a protein of 197 amino acids. Gene Ontology annotation, molecular function: enzyme inhibitor activity. The transcript has a single exon. The record is from RefSeq and is a predicted model, not a curated record. Lineage: Eukaryota; Viridiplantae; Streptophyta; Magnoliopsida; Malpighiales; Salicaceae. Gene Ontology annotation, biological process: negative regulation of catalytic activity.
ACCUCCCCUCUCUAUUUUCAUCGUCAAUAUCCAACAAACUUUACUUUUCUUUUUGAGAAAAACAUAAAGAGAGAUAUGGCAGGUUCAGCUUCCAAGUCUUUUACUCUCAUUCUUCUUGCAAUGAGUUUCUACUUCAAUUCUAGCUCGGCUGCUAGAGUCACCCCACAAAGCAGCAUAGACUUCAUAAGAACAUCUUGUAGCACAACAAUUUACCCAAAGCUUUGCUACUCUUCCCUCUCAAUCCAUUCAAGCACAAUCCAAACAAGCCCUGAGCUCCUAGCCAAUGCAGCCCUUAAUGUAACACUAUCAUCGGCUAAAUCAACUUCAGCCAAGAUGUCAACUCUCUCUCAAAGCCAUGGCUUGAAGCCUAGGGAGGUAUCCGCCAUGGAAGAUUGUGUAGAGGAGUUGACUGAUGCAGUGUAUGAGCUCAAAAAAUCCAUUGAUGAAAUGAGUCAUGCUAAAAAGUCCAACUUUAGGAUGAUGAUUAGUGAUGUGCAAACUUGGGUUAGUGCUGCUUUGACUGAUGAGAGUACUUGCAGUGAUGGGUUCGAAGGGAAUGCAAUGAAUGGCAAUUUGAAGACUGCUGUUAGGGGAAAGAUUGUGCAUACAGCCCAGUUGACUAGCAAUGCCUUGGCUUUGAUCAACAAUUAUGCCUUCCGUCAUGGUUAGCUGCUUUAAGUUUGCAGCUUAUGUAGUGUGAUGUGCUAGCUAGUUUGCUAGUUUGUUGGAUCAUAACAUUUGCUUCUUCUUUUUUUUAUGAAAUACAAGAGUUUUGUAAAUCAACUGUUAUAGCCAAUAAAAACAUGGCUUAACAUAGUGUUGGAUCAUAGUAUAUUUUGUUUUUGUUUUGUGUCUGGGCUCGUAUAGUUAAGAGGUAAGAGGCCUUCAGGAGGGUGUUCAAGCAAUUUGUAUUAUAUUAUUGAAGUUGCUUUGUGUAAAUUUGUGGUUCAAAUUUGUAUUCUAUUAAGUAAAUCGUCAUGUAUAAGAAAGUUGUUCUUCGGUUUUGUUGUCUA